Molecule: messenger RNA, 2982 nt
Organism: Trichoderma virens Gv29-8
Lineage: Eukaryota; Fungi; Ascomycota; Sordariomycetes; Hypocreales; Hypocreaceae
Exons: 6
Coding region: 1-2982 (993 amino acids)
Molecular function (GO): protein binding
Source: RefSeq, a predicted model, not a curated record
AUGAAUGAGCUCAUUAGACUUGUUCAAGAUAUAGAAAAAAGACACCAAGACCGUGCUCUUCUGAUUCGAGUGGGAGAGAAAGACAUCUUUUGGAGAGACUAUGCACCUCGGCUUAUAUCUUCAAUCAAAGCAAUUGGAGAUAUUGCAAUUCAGUUUGCUCCUGCUCCAUCAAGUAUCGUUUGGUCGGCAUUGAAGGCGGUUCUACAGAUGUCCGUUGCACCUGGUGAAGAACUUGCCGCCAUUCUGGGAUGCUCCGAAAAAGUUUUGAGCAUUGUGAGACGAGGAAAGGUGUAUGAGACCAUAUAUACCGAAACCAACACUCCGGUUGAGUUACUAAAAGAUUUGACGGCCCGGCUUAUUGCUGUUUAUACCAAGUCACUAGACUUGCUUGCCCAUGUAGGACAACGCCUGUCAGAAGGAUAUCGGCACAUCCUUCUUGCAAUUGCCAAUCCUGGAGUGGCCAAAGGUAUAAUGGCUGAUCUAAUCCAGUGUGAGGACAAUCUGUUUAAAACAGCUGAGGUCUGUGAAGCCGCGCGGAGCGCUGGUGCAGACGAACAUUUUAGCACCCUAUUGACCAACCUCAGCGAGCCAUUGACGCAAAUUAGUGACAGAGUACGCAACUUCCUUGAAGAGGCCCAGGCAAAUGAAACCCUUGACGUCUUGGAAUUCUUUAGCCGCAUCGACUUUGGUGAUCAGCAUCGUAUAAGGGCCGAAUCGAGAACCUCAGGAACCGGAGAAUGGCUAUUACAACAUAGAAAAUUCAAGGAAUGGGAGCAGGCCCCAAUGUCGAGGAUUUUGUGGCUCCAAGGCACUGGCAAUUAUCUGACGCGUUAUGGUAUAGUGGGUAUGGGGAAAUCUUUCCUUGCCUCCAAAGUUAUCGAUCGAUUUCGUGUUAAGACAAGUGCGGGCGAUGAUCACGAAGCUGAUAGCGACCACGGGCUUGCCUUUUUCUAUUGUAAUAGGGGCCAAAUCGACCUUCAAGACCCCCUUUUGGCCCUCCAAAGCUUUGUUCGCCAGCUAGCUACAUGUCCACGCUAUUCGAAGAUGGUGAGAAAAAGUCUUAUCAAGCUAUAUCGUGAAAACAGAAAGAACGGUUUAAAACUGGGCUUUGAUGCUUGCAAUAAGCAGUUAUUGGAAUCAGUGAACCUCUACCCUCAAACUGUCAUUAUUUUAGAUGGUUUAGAUGAAUGUGACGCAACAUCAAGGGACAAACUUAUCACCAUUUUGGCUAAUCUCAUCAAGGAUGCACAGCAUCCUGUAAAGAUUUUUAUUUCCAGCCGACGAGAACAAGAUAUUGUGAAAUUACUCCCGGCUGAGUCGGUCAUCAGAAUUGAUGCUAGUGACAAUCGGGAUGACAUUCAGAAAUUCGUCGAAGAAAGGAUGGAGGAGAUGGAAAGGAGAGGGUUUUGGGGAUCUAUCCCAGAAACACUAAAGUCAGACAUUAAGACCACUCUUUGCAAAGGCAGUGAUGGCAUGUUCAGAUGGGCAUAUUUCCAAAUGGAACAACUAUCAAAAUGCCAGCUGGCCAAGGAAAUUAGAGAUCGGCUUGGAAAACUUCCAAUGUCUCUAAACGCCUCUUACCAUGAACUUUUCACUGGAAUGAGCAGCUACGACCAAGAGACGUUACGGCGUGCAGUCAUGUGGGUGAUGUGUGCCUACAAGCCGUUAUCAAGCAACCAGCUACUUGCUGCCGUUCGGCUCUCCAUAAGUGGCGACGGGGCGACUCUUGAAGUAGAAGAUGAACUGACCGAAGAGACUCUUCGCUCAAUUUGCCGCCACUUAGUUGUUACAGAUUCCCAGAAAGAUGAAUGGAAAUUCCCUCAUGCAUCUGUCAUUGAGUACUUUGAGGCAGAGCAUAAGUGGACAAUGGUAGAAGCGCAUUCUUUUGUCGCUAAGCAUUCUUUACUCUGCCUUAUCGAUGGUUAUUCGAAGUGGGCUCCGUCCACUAACCUCAGAGAUAGCGACAGCUAUAAAUUUGCCGACGAACAAGACGAUUUAGACGAUUUGGAAGAGUACGUACGGAGAUAUUGGUCUCAACACAUUAACGCCCUUGAAGGCCUGCAGCCUUUUGACAUUCAGUUGUCACGGUUGGUAAAACUUUUCAUGGGAUUCAACAGCUCUCUUCAGCAGACCAGUCGGCAGUACCGCCGUUGGAUUAAACACAAGAUGGCUGAGAUCCACUAUAGAGGUGUUGAGGAUUUCUUCCCCGUAGCAAACCCCAUUUUUGGUAUUUGCACUCUUGGUUUCUGCCAUAUUUUAGAAGACUGGUGGACACUUGAUGUCGAUAUCUCACAAGUCAAUGGAAGUGGACUUGACUUGCUCUCAAUCUCCGCAAAGAAUCACCAUCAACACCUCUGCAAGAAGUUGAUUAGCCUUGGGGCAGAUGUAAACAGAGUGCUCGGCGAUGGAUAUUCAAGUGUCUUGUAUGACGCAACUCAAAGAUUUGAUACCGAUAUGGUAAAAUUCCUUCUUGACAAUAAGGCCGAUCCGAAUCUACGUUUGAAAAGGACUAUCCUCUGUAUGAAGUGUGGUAAAUACGGAAGUGCUCUUGAAGCAGCCGCACUCGGAGGAUCAAUCGAGAUUGGUCGCCUACUGAUUGAGCAUGGAGCCGAUGCGAAUGCUCUUCUAGAGUGUGGUAUAUACGGAAGCGCUCUAGCAGCAGCCGCAUAUAGAGGAUUAAUCGAGUUUACUCGCCUGCUGAUUGAGCAUGGCGCCAAUGUAAACGCUACUCUAAAUUACGGUCAAUAUGGAAGUGCUCUAGCAGCAGCUGCACAUGGACAGGGCGUGAUGAUGGUGAGGUAUCUAAUCGAAGAGGCUAGUGCAGAUCCAAGUAUUCUAUCCAAGAACCCGCCGUCAGUUCCUCCUCCUGAGGCUGAUCCCGGUUGUUAUAAAAGGUACAGGUGUGGGAGAUAUCUGAAACAGAAGGGUUAUGUUGUGGAUGAAGAUGUUCUCAGAAAGGUUGGCAUGUGGCCGAUGGAAUAA